Molecule: messenger RNA, 930 nt
Organism: Nannizzia gypsea CBS 118893
Lineage: Eukaryota; Fungi; Ascomycota; Eurotiomycetes; Onygenales; Arthrodermataceae
Exons: 3
Coding region: 1-930 (309 amino acids)
Cellular component (GO): RNA polymerase II transcription regulator complex
Molecular function (GO): transcription cis-regulatory region binding; DNA-binding transcription activator activity, RNA polymerase II-specific
Source: RefSeq, a predicted model, not a curated record
AUGUUUGGAACCCAUCUAAAGUCUGUUCCCCUUCGAUAUAGCAAGCACCGUGAACGAAAGGAGAAGUAUAUAAAGUCCCUCGAACAGGAGCUACUGCGCCUUCGACACGAGAGAGAGUCUGUCUCUAGUGAUAUCGACCGAUUCACAUCGGAAAACAGCCUCCUCAGAGAGAUCAUGCGAGCUCAUGGUAUCCAGAUGCCACAGAAGAAGCCGCGGGACCGGCUAGCCAAAGUGACCGUGGUGGGCGAGCCCGGGUUCGGCCAGCGACUGCAGGUUUCUCUCGAUGAAGGAGAGAACAAGAUACCCAAUUUCUAUCCGGAAGGCUUUGGAGUGACGUUUGCCCAGAAAGUCCUACAUAAAGCAGCGGAUCUCUUUACGUCGCCGCAGAUUGAGAAUCAGAUUGCUCCAGAUGAGCCUCGGCCAGAGGACUUCAACAGUGAACUUCAGAUACGGCCCAAGAACAGCUCAGAUGCAUGGGGAUAUGAACCGCAAGUUCCUGUGCGGUCGCAUCCAUACCACUUUGAUUCAACUCAGGUUGCUGUUGAUUUUGUUUUAUUCCUUGAGCGUUGUUGUUUACGUCACCGUAUGCUUGGGAAGCAGGGAUUCUCAGGACAUGCACUCACCCUUCAAGCGCCUCUGCUUGUUGGGUCCCCUCCGGUGCUGCAGAACCAGUCGACAUGGGAGGUGCCUGCCAGUGAACUCGAGAGGUUGUUUGAGCUUGCAGGCGCGCUGAACCUGGACGGAGAAAUCACUCCAGUACAAGCAUGGCGGCUUAUCAGUGACCACCCCAAGUUCUACAAGCUGGAUCCCCCGGGUUUACAGAAGAUAAGCGAGGGGCUUGUCAGAACCAUUCACUGUUUUGGGUUCGGCGCUGUGCUGGACGAACAGACGUCUAUCAAUAUCGUGGAGAAAGUAUAUGCAUCAUUUUAG